GUCACACCGACUUCAUUCCAGUUGAGUAAAUAAAUCACCGCUGGUGGCUUUGCUUUUGUCUGCGUGUGCAUACUUUCUUUUUGUCCUGACUACCAGGGGUAUGUGGAUAUCUUAAUCCUCUGCCUUCUUCGUGUUGUUUUCGCACAGUUUGCGUGUCCGUUACAGUAAGGCUCCUCCUGCAGACGCAUUUCGUUUUGCGCAACAGCGCAAAACGACUUUGGCACGGUGUGACUUUGGCACGGCAUAAGACGCAGUCCGUCUGUCGAGCUCGGUGCAUUCCCACCUCUGCGAAAAUGGCGAAAAUCAGUCCGUGUUUCAAGAAGAUCUUCAUCUUCUUCAACUCUCUUUUUGCAAUCUUUGGGAUUGUUGUUUUCGUCUUGGCCUUGUUAGCGCAUCAAUUCGCCAAUGAGCCGAAUGGCCUGCACGGAGUAAUCCUCCUGUAUGUGAUCGGUUCUGUCAUUUUCAUCAUCGCUGUCUUGGGAGCUUAUGGUGCAUACAAAGAGAGCAAGUGUGCCCUGAUUGUGUUUUUCACCGUGAUGUGUUUGGCGACUAUUGGCAUGUUGCGUAUCGCCGUUCCAAUGGCAGCCUACCGGCAGGAGCUCAUCUCAGCUGUCAGACAACAAUUCGGAACUAAAGAAGUUUUCAAUAAAGAUGUAGAGAAUGCACUCGACUCCAUGCAAGCACAUUUGCAGUGCUGUGGACUCAAUGGCUAUGAGGACUGGAAAGAUCAAGCUCCUGAAUCAUGUAACUGCGUCAAUGAACAUGGUCCAAGUGGCAAAUGUAAGAAGAUAACCUCAAGGAAGUCCUACCAGAACUUUUGGCAGGACCAUGGAUCAGAAAGCAGAAUGGUCUGGUCACAGCCAUGUGGGCCUAUUAUUAUUGAAUAUUUGGACAAACUAAUAACCAUCGUAACGGGUGUGCUUUUCGGCCUCGCAACUCUCGCUAUUCUGGGAGGUCUGAUGUCUCUUGCGAUGAUUGUCCGUGUCUCCGCUCCUGAGACAGCAAUUCAUCUGUCAUCUUUUCCUCUUUCAUACCAGCCACCAAAAUACUCAGAGGUGGUUAAUUCUUAACCAAGCAAUUUAACAGCUUCAUCCGUCCAGCCAUUUCCUAUAUCGCUUAUCCUACAGGGUCACGGGGAACCUGGAGCCUAUCCCAAGGCAGGGUUACCCCUGGACAGGGUGUUUAACAGCUUCAGUUUGUAAUAACUUGGGUUUUAAGGGAUUUUGCAAGUCGAGCUUCUUCCAAUAUAGACAUCCACAUUCCUGUGCUUCUACAUGUCCUUCACUCCACUGAAAGAGUAUGUGGAGCAAACUGACAAUACUGCUUAGAUUUAAUAUUUCUUUUGUUAGUUUGCUUUUAUGUCAGCAUUGCAUUUCUUACUUUGUAGGGCAGCAUGUCUACAGGACUGGAGUGGGGGGGGGGGGGCCUUGCUUUAUGAUACAGUUCAAACGGCUUUGAAAAUGUUUAUUAAAACAUUUUUUUUUAUAUUAUAUAUCUAAGUUUUCUAAGGUGUUGGAUCUUAAAAUGUGUACUAAUUUCCUGUCUUUGAGUGACCUUCAGAUGUGCUAACAAUUCACGAUUUGAUAUAUUUUGUAUUCUGUUCUAUUUCUGAGCUUGUGGUUUAAUAAAUCCUGGUCACAUAA
Molecule: messenger RNA, 1643 nt
Organism: Ictalurus punctatus (channel catfish)
Lineage: Eukaryota; Metazoa; Chordata; Actinopteri; Siluriformes; Ictaluridae
Product: tetraspanin-8
Exons: 9
Coding region: 294-1070 (258 amino acids)
Cellular component (GO): membrane
Source: RefSeq, a predicted model, not a curated record